CCGUUAAAUAAAUGAGUUACGACCCAGCCACCGUCGUCGUCGGACGUCUCUCUCUCUCCGUCCGGGGCUCCCGCGCCCGGCCCCGCCGGCGCCCGCCGUUCACCUCUUCGGCAUGUAAGACCCCUCGUUUUCCGCAGGCCCACGCAGGCCCUGCUCUUCUUUAUUUUCACGGGUGUCCGCAUUUUCUUUAUUUACUACAUUUCUGGCGACGAGAUAUACUACAUUUUUGGCGACCGAGCAUGGGAUAAUUUUUUUUUUCUCCGCAUUUCGAACCCCCGCCGUACCCCGCGUCUAGACGGGACGUGCAUUUUUUUUUAACAAGGAACGGCGCCUUUUUCCGCCUUUUUUCAAGAUGGCGGCUGCGCAGGGUCGCGUUCCCGCCGAAUUUCUCCCCACGCCCGGCGAACCGUCAAUGCCGUGGCAGACUUGGAAGCGCGGCUUCCUCAACUACCUCGAGGCGAUCGACGCCGAGGAUUUUCCGCCGAAACGCAAGAGGGCGAUUUUAUUUUCAUUUCUCGGCGAGGAAGGAAAUCGCGUCGUAGAAGCGUUCAACCUAGAGAGUCCAGCCGUCAACGCGGCACAAGACGAGUUUCAGAGUUUGUUGUCCGCUUUGGACACUCACUUCGCUUCCGCUCAAAACGUCAUAGUUGAGCGUAGAAAGUUCGCCAUGAGGUUCCAGGGUCCAGAAGAGACCGUCCUCGAGUAUCUUGGGGCGCUUAGACGCCUAGCAUCGUUUUGCGACUACGGAGAGUCGUUGGAGAGCCGCGUCGCAGAAAUGUUUAUUUCGGGAAUCCGUAACGCGGAAGUCCAAGAUCGUUUAAUCAGAGAGUCCGACGGAACUAAGGCACCUAGCCUCGAGCGUGCUGUCCAGUUAGCGCAGCAGUUCGAGCGGACGUCUCGUGAUUGCGAUCUCUUCCGACGCUUGUCGUUAGACGCAAGUCCGAACACGCCGCACGUGGUCGAGCGGAUCCAAGAUGGACGCGGUCGCGACCAAGAUGCACAACAUGGCGGGCAGCCUCCCCGCCGCCGCGGAUCUUCCCCCCCGAGGCGUGAGCGUCCCCUUCCUCCUCCCCCGUCUCCGUCGCAGCGAGAGCCCUCCUACUCUUCCCUUCCGAGGCAGGAGCCUCCCCCUCCUUCGUCGGGACGCGAGCGGCCCCUUCCUCCUUUCCCGCCGCGUCGAGAGCGCGACCGCCGGCAAUGGCGAGCUCCCUCCCGACCGUUCUUCCGUGCGCGCCCACGCGAUCCUCCCCCCGGGGCGCGUCGUGUCGUUCGCGACGACGGUUGUUUUUUCUGUGGCAGACGAAGCCACCCCCGAGAUGAGUGCCCAGCAUCGGGAGCCACAUGUUUCUCGUGUGGCCGUGAGGGACAUUUUGCAAAUGUGUGUCGAAGCCGUCCGAGGCACGACCGGGAUCAUCGACAACUGGCCCUUCCUGCUGGCCGGCGGGUCUCUGCCCGCGGCUACUACGAGCAUCGGCAAGCAAGGCCUGGUCCCACAAGGACUCCCAUUCAAGGCAUCACCUUCCCGGACUACGAGCUCCCAGCAACAAUCUACACCGUCGCGCCGCCCGAUGAUUUUCCGGAGCGGUGCCGUUUCUGUGGUGGCCCCUGCCACCCGAGGAAGUUUUGUCCGGCCGCACACCGUCGCUGCUUCUCCUGCCAGAAGCAAGGUCAUCUAGACCGUGUAUGCGAGAGUCGACCCCGGUGGCCACGACUCGACCGUGGGGGGCCUAGCAACCCUCCCACCGUGUUCGCGUCCGCCCACCGGAGGCAUCCAGAGAUGCGUCACUUUUCGGCGCCCCGAGCGCCAUGGUCCCGGCCCCGGGGAAGUACCUUGCCCCCGGAGCCCCCACUUCUUGCUGCAGCUCCGCCUGCAGUUCUUCCUGCUGCAGCCCCGCCUGCAGUUCUUCUUGCUGCAGCCCUGCCUGCAGCCCGGCCGGCUCCCCCAGAGCCGCCUGUUCCUGUCCUUGGUCCGGCUAGCCCGGACACCACCAAUCCAGAUCCUGCGGGUCAACGUCCUGACCCUGGCCCGAGUCCCGAGGCCCCUCCUCCUUUUCCUGAGGAUCCUGUUCCAGCUGGGAGUCCCCUUCCCGAGGGUCCUGCUGAGCCCAAGUCGUUCCCCAGACCGGAGCCACCAGAGCCCCUGGGUCCAGACAAGUCCACUCCCCGGCAAGAGAGUCGCAAGCGUUCAAGUCGACGACUGCCGGGACGAUUUAAAAGCUAUGUGCUAACACUAAAGGAACUUUUAAGUUAAUUUCGACAAGUACAUGAACAUUCAGUGAAUUUUUUUUUCUUAUCCAGCUUACUGCCCCAGCGCAGCCUUUUCCAGUGUGUGCUUUCCGCAAAUCUUUUGCGACGUGCUUUUCCUUUUCAUUAAUUUCACAUUUUCCAGUGUCUUGACAUAGAAAUGUCAUUUCAUUUCAGUACAUUUCCAUACUUCCCAACUGCCCUGCAGUUUGGCGUCAGUUUUCGGGAAAAAAGUCUAUUCAAUUUUUUUUUCCUAAGAAAGGGAAGGAUAGGUAGUUAUUUUUUUUUAAGGAAAGGAAAGUGUAGUAUUUCAAUUUUUUCAUUUAAGUAGUUCUCGCCACACUAACCAGAUGGCGCCACCGUUACACCAUUGUCCGUGUUAUCAGGGUAGCGUCCCCGUGGCGCUCAACCCCCACGUUGUUGACCGUUAAAUAAAUGAGUUACGACCCAGCCACCGUCGUCGUCGGACGUCUCUCUCUCUCCGUCCGGGGCUCCCGCGCCCGGCCCCGCCGGCGCCCGCCGUUCACCUCUUCGGCAUGUAAGACCCCUCGUUUUCCGCAGGCCCACGCAGGCCCUGCUCUUCUUUAUUUUCACGGGUGUCCGCAUUUUCUUUAUUUACUACAUUUCU
This is a messenger RNA of Ixodes scapularis (black-legged tick), 2872 nucleotides long. Its product is annotated as protein enabled homolog. The transcript is spliced from 2 exons. Bases 353 to 2251 code for a protein of 632 amino acids. The record is from RefSeq and is a predicted model, not a curated record. Lineage: Eukaryota; Metazoa; Arthropoda; Arachnida; Ixodida; Ixodidae. Gene Ontology annotation, molecular function: nucleic acid binding; zinc ion binding.